This is a messenger RNA of Tricharina praecox, 2120 nucleotides long. RefSeq lists its product as uncharacterized. The record is from RefSeq and is a predicted model, not a curated record. NCBI's taxonomy places the organism in Eukaryota, Fungi, Ascomycota, Pezizomycetes, Pezizales, Pyronemataceae. Bases 261 to 1835 code for a protein of 524 amino acids. The transcript is spliced from 3 exons.
UGCUGAGCACAUACGGGUGCGAAGGGGGAUAUAAACUCGGCUGCCCAUCCCACUCUUCCUCUUCUUCUGUUACUCUGCACCAAUCCUACCUUCAUUCGCUUCAAGGGGAUUCCGUCUUUCACAACAACCUUCGUUGAAUAAUAUAUCCUGAUACCACUCACCUGCAAUCAUUCGCUUGGCUGGUGCUGUUGGACAUAUCUACAUACUAUUUCUCGGAUAUAUAACAUAAAAAGGAAAAUAUCAGACCCUUCAUAGCAAACAUGAAGAACUCAUUCGCUGCCAUCCUGUCCCUCGCCCUGGCGAGCGUGGCUGUCGCUGAGGCCGGUGACUACGGUAACUACGACUACACCCCCGAGGCUCCGGUUUACACAACCGAGAAGCCGUCGUACAACACUCCGGUGUACACGCCUGAGGAGCCCGAGUACACCAAGCCUGCGUACACCAAGCCAGCAUACACUAGCCCGGCCUACACUCCCGAGGAGCCCGAGUACACCAAGCCGGCGUACACUCCUGAAGAGCCCGAGUACACCAAGCCUGCGUACACCAAGCCGGCAUACACCAGCCCGGCCUACACUCCCGAGGAGCCCGAGUACACCAAGCCGGCGUACACUCCUGAGGAGCCCGAGUACACCAAGCCGUCUUAUACCAAGCCGGCGUACUCCAUCCCGGCGUACACGCCCGAGGAGCCCGAGUACACCAAGCCGUCUUACACCAAGCCGGCCUACACUACCCCGGCCUACACUCCUGAGGAGCCCGAGUACACCAAGCCGUCUUACACCAAGCCGGCGUACUCCAUUCCGGCGUACACCCCCGAGGAGCCCGAGUACACCAAGCCAUCGUACACAAAGCCGUCGUACACCACCCCGGCUUACACUCCCGAGGAGCCCGAGUACACCAAGCCUGCGUACACUCCCGAAGAGCCCGAGUACACCAAGCCGUCGUACACCAAGCCCUCGCACACCAAGCCGGCGUACACCACCCCGGCUUACACCCCCGAGGAGCCAGAGUACACCAAACCUUCGCACACCAAGCCGGCUUACACCACCCCGGCCUACACUCCCGAGGAGCCCGAGUACACCAAGCCGUCAUACACCCCCGAGGAGCCCGAGUACACCAAGCCGUCUCACACCAAGCCGGCGUACACCACGCCGGUGUACACCACCGAGACUCCCGUGUACCCCACUUACACCACCACCUACGAGACCUGUAUCACGUUCCCGACCACCUACAGCUCGGACAGCACCACCUACACCACCUACACCAGCACCACCGCGACCAUUACUACCACCACUUGCGAGACCACCGAGUACCCCACCGAGUACCCGACCACCGAGUACCCUACUCCCACUGAGUACCCGACCACCGAGUACCCUAGCGAGUACCCCGAGGAAGAGACCACGUCUUGCACUACCACCGAGACGACUGAGUACCCCACCACUACUCCUGAGUACCCGGAGGAGACUACGUCUUGCACCACCACCGAGACCACGGAAACCACCGAGUACCCUACUACUACUCCCGAGUACCCCGAGGAGACCACGUCUUGCACGACCACUGAGACCACCGAGACUACCGAGUACCCCACCACUACUCCCUACUACCCGGAGGAGACUACGUCUUGCACUACUACCGAGACCACGGAAACCACCGAGUACCCCACCACUACUCCCUACUACCCGGAGGAGACCACGUCGUGCACUACCACCGAGACCACCGAGUACCCCACUCCCGAGGAGACCACUGAGUACCCCAGUACUACUCCCGAUACCCCACUCCCGAGGAGACCACGUCUUGCACGACCACCGAGUACUUGCCUACCACUCCCCCGUACGUGACGACCACGACGACCUACGAGACGACCCUCACCAGCUGCCUGACGUACCCGACUACCUACGUCACUGACAGCACCACCUACACCUCGUACGUCGAGACUACCGACUACAUCACCUCCACCGUGUGCGAGACCUCCUCGUACCCCGUGUACGUGACCGUCCCCGUGACCUACACUCCCCCGGCCGAGACCACGACCUACAUCGUUCCACCGGUCACCUACACUCCUCCUGCCGAGACCUACACUCCUCCCGCCGAGACCUACACUCCUCCCGCCGAGACCACCACUC